Molecule: messenger RNA, 3402 nt
Organism: Suncus etruscus (white-toothed pygmy shrew)
Lineage: Eukaryota; Metazoa; Chordata; Mammalia; Eulipotyphla; Soricidae
Gene: RGSL1
Product: regulator of G protein signaling like 1
Exons: 22
Coding region: 1-3402 (1133 amino acids)
Source: RefSeq, a predicted model, not a curated record
AUGAAUAGCACAGAGAUCGUCGGUUCUACAAAUCUUAUUAUUCUGCUAGAGGAUGUCACCUUUGUUGACUUUUUCAACACGUUUCUUUCUCUCCCGGUUUUUGGUCAGAUGCCAUUUUACACUGUUGAGCUGGCUCAGUGGAGCCUAUGGCCGGAAAUCCCCCCCAACUUGAUUGCAAAGUACAAAGGGCUGCUGAUAUGGUUGGAGAAGUACCGGCUGCCCCUUUUCUGCAAGACAGACUUGUGCUUCCAUUACCUUCUCUGCCAGGAGCUCAUCAGCUUCAUCAAGUCCCCAGAAGGAGCCAGUAUGAUGAAGUGGAAGAAGGCUGACCAGUGGCUGCUCCAGAAAUGCAUCAGCAGUGUGCGAAACAUGUGGCGCUUUUCCACCUACCUCAAGGGCAGCGCAGGUGAAGAGUUGUUUGAUUUCUGGAUUCUUGCUGAGAAGAUCCUGAGCAUUGAUGAGAUGGAUGUGGAAAUGAAAGAUCAUUAUCUGUCUCUCCUCCUUGUACUGAAGGCCACCCACCUGCAGGAGGGUUCCAGGGUGGUGACACUCUGCAACAUGAACAUCAAGUCCCUCCUGAACCUCUCCAUCUGGCACCCCAACCAGUCCACUACCAGGAGAGAGAUCCUGAGCCACAUGCAGAAAGUGGCACUCUUCAAGCUUCAGAGCUACUGGCUUCCCAACUUCUAUAUGCAUGCCAAGAUGGUCCUGGCCAGGGAGGAGCAGUGCCAGGGCCUCAUGCAGGAGUAUGACACCCGCACCUGCAGCAUCUGCUACACGCAUGAUGCGGAGGUGCCUCUGAACAUGAGUAUCAAGACCAGCACUCACCCCCAGAGGCAGUACUCAAGCCAGAAGAUGAAGAGGAAGAUGUGGCAGAUGAUCAAAGAGGACUCGUGGAGUAUCCUGAUGCCCUGGCAGCCGUGUGCCCUGAAGAAGGAGGAGGAAGAGGAAGAGGAGGAAAAGGAAGAGGAGGAGGAAGGAAGAUAUGCUUUGUCCCUGCCUCCUGCAAAAGUGCCCCUCACCAAGCAGAAGAUGUUCAGUUUCCUAGACAGGGACCAGCUCUGCACUGGAAGAGCAGCCAAUAGGAAGGACACCAAGCCCAGCCUGCAGAUGGAAGGUCUUUUUGAGAAGAACUUCCACCUUCACUUACGCACCAUCACCCCCAUCAUUUACCAGACAUCUCACCUGACGGCUAGGAAGGCCCCAAAGCACAAAUUCUCCCUGGAGUCCAUCCGCUGGGCUCUGAGUGCCGAUAUCUAUGCCGGUGGGCCUUUUCACACCCACCUGAAGAAGCGGGACCUCAAGGUGGAGAUCAAGCUCUUGGAGCUAUGGCAGGACCUGAACCAUUUCCUCAGCGUCCUAAUGCACAACCGCAACACUGGGAAUGCUGUGUUCCUGCAUGUGCUGGGCAACCGGAUCUGUGAGCUCUACCUCAAUGAGCAAACCAGCCCACCACUGCCCCUGAAGCAGAGGACCCUCCGGGGCUUGCGGGAGAUGCUGCCUUCUGGGGAUGUCAACCUCUGGGUCCCCAAAGCCCAGGAGGAGAUCUGCAAGUUGCUCAGCCAAUGGUAUGCUGAAUUUCUGAAAGAAGAGGACAUUUCGUUUCUCAAUUUCACCACCCAGACCAAGUCGAUCACCACUGAGUUUCAGAAAAAAGAGUCCAUAAGCAAAGAGAAGAACGUUCUUCUUUAUAAACGACUCCAGGAGUCACUAGAAUUGAGCCAGGGCUUGGCUACCAUGAAAGCAAUGGAUUCUCUGCAGUGGGAAAAAGUAGCCUUGGAGAACCUUGAGCAGGGUGGCUCUCUCCAGGUAGAACUGAAACCCCCUGUGUUUCUAGAAGAUGUGGAGAGAAUGUCCUUUGAGGAACUCAGCUCUAAAUAUCCAAAAAAAGCCAUAGAGAAGAUCAGUGAUGACUUCAAAAUAUAUUCUGAAAAAUCACCUACAAUAGACUUUAAAGUGGAAAUCAUAAGAGAGCCAAAGAUACUUUCUUCAACCCAACAACGGAAGACAUCUGUUUUCAAGAAGAAUAUUUUAAGGAAACCCUCUAUAAAGCCCAGAAACUUCGUUGAAGUCCUCCUAAAUGCAUCACACUUGGAAUACUUCAAGGAAUUCCUCAGAGAAAGGAAGUCAGAGACUCCGUUGCUUUUCCUUAUUGCCAUGCAUAAGAUGAUCACGGAGACCAAUGAAAAGAUGUACAAUACCCUCACAGAACAUAUAUUCAAGACUUUCUUCCAUAGCAAAAUCCCUCCUCAAGAAUUGCUCCAGUGUGACACCCCCUUCAUCAGAGAAUUAGGGGGGCUACGGCGCAUCAGCACCACUGCCUUGAUUCUGGUCCAGGGCCAAGUCACGAAAAGUUUGGAAGAAAAGUGGUUUAAAGAAUACCAAGCGCUUUUCCAACCCCGAAAUACAGAGGUGGAACAAGGAACAAAAACACCCCUGAAGAAGUCCUCAAAGCUGGCAGUGACUUACUUGCUGGAAAAUUGGCAUUCAGGCUGUUCCAAAAUGCUGGCCCUCAUCAGAAGCUUCUGUAAGUACCGCAGGUUCAUGUCAGACCCCAAGAAGCGCCAGGAAUAUGAGGACUUUCUCCGCCUGGAGCUCUACAACACAAAGGAAAAUUUCUCCCCCAGUACAUCCAGCCGGACCCCUGCCAACCAUCAGAACCCAAGGAACUCAGGCUCUGAGAAUGGGGAUCUUGUACUCGUGAAACGCCGAAUCCUUGGCAAUCGCAUCAUCAUCGUCAACUUCGCCAUGAACGAUAAUUAUUUCUUCUCAGAAAUUGGGAAAUUUAAUGAUCUGGUGUCUUCUGCCCAAGUGCUUCAAAUCAACCGAACUUAUAACUUCAACGACCUCAUCCUCAUGAAGGCCAAGAUCAACAUCAUGCUGAGGCUCUACCUCUGCUCUGAUCUGCCUCCAAAGCUCCGAGUGAACAUCUCCGAGUCCCUAAAGGAUUCCAUCGUCGCCGCUAUUGCUGAAGGCCACUUGAACCGAACCAUCUUCUUUGGAGCCAUUAUGUCCCUCUUUCCUGUCAUCAUGUACUUCUGGAAGAGAUAUUGCACCUGGAAGGUGCUUCGUGCUUAUGGAACCCACCAAGAGAAGUUCAAGGAGAAAAGAAGCCCUUCCAAGCCCAUCUCCAAGGUCUUGCCUUUGAUCCCAGUAGAACAACCCAUGCUAAAGUUCACUUUGCUGAGGGGGAUCGAAUGGUUUUAUCCUCAACAGAAUGUAUCGCAGAUUCCCUCCAAAACGAAGGGCACCUGCUGUCCUGAAUUGACUCCCAGUGGCCCAAAUUCUGCCUUCGCCUCCUACCUUGGGGAGUGUGGGGAGGUCAUGCCAGAAUCUUGUUCAUUCCACUCACCAGUACCAAAUCUGCCUUGGUCUUCAUGUGCCUGCCUAGACCAAUGGUAA